AUGUUAUUCAUUAUUUUAUUUAUUCUUGUUAAAGAUUGCCAAAGUAAACUACUUUUUGAUUGCAUCCCAAUUGGUAAUAAAUUCAGUGAUGGAUUUAAUUCUCAGACAAACACAUCAUCUCUACAAUGUUCAACAACUCAUUCAAAUAAAACAUAUCUAUUUACAAAAGAUUUCAGUGAUGAUUCAGAAAAAGAUUGGUCGGUUGGUCACACAAUGAUUGAUGGUCAAAUUCUAUUUUCUUCUAAUAACCAUCAUUUAUUUAUUACAUCGAAUUUAACUUUAACUAACCAAAGUCAGUUAUAUCUUCAACAACCCUUUCAAGUAAGUUAUUUAUUGAAAAUGACGUCACAGUCUCAAAUACAUGUAUUUCAUUCAUUACAAAUACAAAAAAACAUUGCUAUAACCGGUCAAUUAAAGACAAAUUAUCCAUUAAUUGUUUCAUGGAGUGCUAUCGGAAUAGAACUCUUUAAUUCUCUUCAAAUUAAUAACAGCACUGAAUGCUUUGACCUUCUUUCUAUGCAAUCGUCUUAUAUCCUCAAUACUGCUAAUUCGAUUAAUACAAUAAAAACAAAUGAUUUUCCUUAUCCUCUUGCAACUGGUCAUAUUCAUCUUCUUUCUGGACAACGUCUUAUUCGUUAUUGCCCUUCUUCUGUCCCGUUUACUAAUGAAGUUAAAUGUAUUUUAACAACUCCAUUUUAUCAAAAGUCUUAUUCAGGUAGUGGAAAUUAUGCCUUUGCUUACCCUCAUUGCCCGUGCAAUGAUGAACAUACUUCAUGUAUUCUUGAAUUUUUAUCUUCUGAAGUGUAUCUUCAAUCAAAUGACCUAUCACAUACACUACUUCACAUUAAUCAUAAUACUACUCUCCACCAACUUGACACUUCAAAAUCAAUUCACCUUGAAGACUUAUGUUUAUUACGUCUCAUCUCUAUGAGACCAUUUUCUCAAAAUGUGAUUAAAACAUCGUUUGGGUUUAUUACAAAUUUUGGAGAUAGUGAUGGUAUGUUUUUCUUUAAUCCAUUAAAUCAUACGUUAGUAUUAACUGGAACAAAUGAAAUUUGUUUGACCCAAUAUAAAAAUAAAGUUCCAUUUACUUUUAUUGGUCAUGGAAUGAUUAAUUUAAAAGAUAUUCAAGACUCAUCUGUAUUUGCUUUUAGGAUAGAUAAUGAAAAAGAAAGACUUAAAGUCCAUAUCAAUCAAAAAGGAAAUAGUCAAGUACUGAUAUUUGACCAACAAAGUUAUCUUGAUGAAUUACCAUAUUGUGCUGUGGUGAUAAUCAAAUCUAAGAAUAAUUUCACUUGUCAAUCUUGCAAAGAAGGAUUGACUUUAACUCGGUCUAAUCUUUGUAUUAAAGAUAUUCAUUGUAUUCGUCACUCUCCAAAUAGCCAUUGUCUAAGUUGUAAGGAUGGAUAUCAAUUGUCUGUUGAUAGAACUUGUCAAAGUAAAUAUUAUAAUAUUGAAAAAAUAUCGUUAUGCAAAGGUGAUACUUGUGAUUAA
Molecule: messenger RNA, 1494 nt
Organism: Entamoeba nuttalli P19
Lineage: Eukaryota; Evosea; Mastigamoebida; Endamoebidae
Exons: 1
Coding region: 1-1494 (497 amino acids)
Source: RefSeq, a predicted model, not a curated record